AUGGCGGGGAUGUCAUUAUAUCCUGGGAAGCAGUGCACGAGGUGUCAUAAUGAAUGUAGAUACUCUUACGUUUGUAAUUGUUGUCCGUGGUGUUGUAAGAUAUGUAGAGAUGAUUAUUGCGAUGUAUGUUUCGGAUAUGCGUUCAAGCGCCAAAGAAACAGAGAUCCAAGUUACAAAUGCGCUACUUUCAAUUGUAAAAUCAGAUGUGCAGGCAACGAGUACACAUGUGAAUGUGAGUGUUGUAAAGAGAAAAAGCGACGUGGAGAUGUCGUCGCUCCUCCUCCCCCCGCUCCACGCUCUACCUCUGAUUCCUCCGAUGCUCAGCCUCAAGCCGCCAAACUAGAGCUUUCCCCCCGUGACAAAGAUCAGACUCAAGAUCACGAUUCUCCACCUUCCCCCCCUCCGUACUCCGCCAUCGCCGCCGUCAUCGUUGCCAUCAUCGUCGCCAUCAUCCUGCUCGACCUGUGCAUCUUCCGCUUCCCGGUGGGCCGCAACAUCCGCGAUUUCCUCGUACGCAAGAUACCCUUCUGCAUCGCGUUCUACAGCUGA
Molecule: messenger RNA, 549 nt
Organism: Babesia bigemina
Lineage: Eukaryota; Apicomplexa; Aconoidasida; Piroplasmida; Babesiidae
Exons: 1
Coding region: 1-549 (182 amino acids)
Source: RefSeq, a predicted model, not a curated record